Molecule: messenger RNA, 4062 nt
Organism: Cylindrotheca closterium
Lineage: Eukaryota; Bacillariophyta; Bacillariophyceae; Bacillariales; Bacillariaceae
Source: the annotation of a GenBank genome assembly
AUGAAUGCAGACACAGACAUAGAUACUACUUCGAAGGACAUGGAAACAUUGAAAUCAUCUGAUUCCUCAAAGCCGAGACUGAAAACGGAUAAUGAAUUGGGAUCACCACCAAGGACCUUGCGUCAAGUCAGACACAUACCGUCACUGGUUCCACCACUUAAUGGCGACAGUUCGCUGGACGGAAGGGAACCCGAUGGGGGAUCUCCAGUCGUACACAGCGGCGAACGAGUUGUCGGGCCUUUGCACUUACCAUCAUCAGAAGCAUCAUCAUCAAAUUCAUCAAAUGCUAACGUUGUAUCUCAGAGGAACGGCCGAGUACUUGCUGCGGGUAUGGCACCUGUGCCAGAAGAUAGCGUUGUCAAAUCAAUUGGUGUCCGCCAACAACAGCUUCCUUCUCAGCGAACGAUGUAUAACAAGAAAGAAGUUUCCAGUUCGUUUAGCAUGACUGCUUUCAACGAAGAGGAUACUGAUGCCCCGUCAUCAGGCCAUUUCGGCAUAGAAAGUGAUGACAGUUCCGUAUUAUCUUCCGCCAAUGAGAGCAUUGAGAUUGUUCCAAAAGAAAAACCAAAUCCAUCAUCCCUGUUGAAGGUGAGCAGGCAACCAUCUCGACGGGCUGUUGCAGUUCGACAGCGGCCGUCAUUGGCCACUCCUACAACCGCUGUUGGCGAUCCAUUGCAAGCGGAAGAACCAGACGCUGGCAUGUCAGUUGUGCUUUCAGCUUCCCAACGAAAUCUCAGUGCACGAACCUCGACACAAGUCACUCGGCAGUUGUCCUUGGCACAACUUGACACAUCGGAGCCGGAGUCCAUGGAAUCUAACUUGGGUCAUAUGUCUUGUGAAUCAACCACGGAAAUGCAACCAGCGGGAUCUUCCCAUGCUGCACGACCAAUUGUGAUGCCUCAAAAGGGAAGAAAGCAAAGAGUCUCUCGAGUGACAAGGGUUGGCACGAAUAAUGCUCAGAUUACCUUUCAAGCAUGGUCGAGAAAUGAAAAUCCAAAUACCAACAAUAGGAAAAGCACAAAUACGAAUACUGACAGCAAUGUUCCCACCGCUGCGGUACCGCCAGUCAAAAGUCUUAUCCGAAUGCUACCAGCAUCACAACGAAACCGCGCUGCUCGUGCCUCUACAACGGUCACCCGACAGCUGUCCUUGGCAAAACUUGACACAUCAGAGCCGGAGCCCAUGGAAUCUUCUACGAGUCGAAUUUCUUCCGUAUCAACGAUGGCAAUACAAUCAGUAGGAUCUUCCCAUGUUGCACGACCAGUUGCUCUGCCUCAAAAGGGAAGAAAGCAAAGAGUUUCUCGAGCAAAACGAGUGUCUAAAGCCGUUCCUGAUAUGCAUAAUGCUCAAAUCACCUUUCAAGGAUGGUCGAGAAAUGAAAGUCCAAAAUCCAUCAAUAGAAAACCAGAUGGCGAAAGCAGUAACACGACAUCUGUAAGCAGUAAGUCUCGUAUACAUUCUGUCAAUAUGGCGACGGGGGAGAUGAUUGGCGCUGCGGAAUAUAGCACAGGACUAUAUUCUGUUGCGGAGAUGCCGGAGAAAGGAGGCCUUGGCUCGAUGGAAACUAUCACCAAGGAUAUUAGUAGUCGCAGCACCUCCUCUCGAAGUAUCAGUCUGAGUAGUUUACGGGACACGACAGGCCGGAAUUACAGAAACCUUGGCUGGAGUUCAACCGAAGCUACCACGAUUGAGAACAGUGAUCGGAGCACCUCUACUCGAAGCAUCAAUGUUAGCAGAGGACGCCAGCAGAAUUAUAGUUCCGCGCAUACCAGAAACAGUCAUUCGCCAUCUCUGUCUCCAAUUGAAGAUUCAUACAGCUACCGGAUACCGAAGCAUCAGCAACAACUGUACCAGCGACAGCAGCAGCUGCGAAAUUCAACUUUGGCUUCACCUUUUGCGAGCCCAACGAAAGCUGGUUCCAAUCGGUCAUUGCCAGUCAAAGAAGUGAUUCGAAAUAUUGUGUCUCCCCCAAUGCUGGAAAACGCGGAAACACCACUACAUUAUCGAGCCCAGCAAUCAUUCUCCAAAGAAGAUCCUCAGACAACCGAUUCAUCCAUUGAUGCAUCAGAUGACUCGAUUGAUUCUUUACCACUAGAGACUCCAGAGACCAAAAACUUUGAUGGCGUUGCAGCAGGAGACGAGGACGGUCCCGAAAUUAUUACGGACAGCCCAAAAAGGAACAUGAGUGCUGAAGACAUGAAAAUUCAGAGCUACAACAACAAAAUGGGUCGCUCAGCUUCUGCUAGGACAACAUCUCGCGCUCCGCCGAUGACAGGGAAGCGAGCCUUGUCCACCUCUAACGGAAUCGGUGCUAGCUAUUCUCAUUCUCAAUUUGUCGGCAGUGAUUCACGAUUUCGCUCACCCACCGCUUCUUCUACUCGACACAUUUCUAGUCGGACAGGGCCAGCAUUUGACGAGGAUGCGGGAUCAGUGUCUGGCACUGAAGUACCAGGAGCAGUAUCGAUUGCCCGCGAUGGAAAUGAAGCUAUCUAUGACACAUAUCGCAGAAAGGGAAACUUUACAGAGCAGAACUCAUCGCAGGCAGUUCUAAGCGUGACGAGCGAACAUGAUAUGGAUACAUCUUUUCGUGGACAUCGGCAAGACGAAGAGCAGCAAUUGCAGCGGCCAGCUUCUGCCAUUAGCAUACAAGGCCAACGGCCAGUGCCUGCCACCAGUGUAGCUACUGCGUCCGUCUCGGUAGUCCCUUCGGGUCUUCAUGUGAGAGGGGUUCAUGCUGAUAACGAACGUGUCUCCUUGGCUACUUUGAAUUCAGUCGAUAUGGAUGCGGACAAGACAUCAUCUGCAUGCUAUCGCAAGAUAUGUCUUUUGGUAAUGAUUUUACUUGCUGGUGGUGCCGCGGUAGCCGGUUCAUUACUAGCUCCUAAGUCUUCUGACACUCCUUUACAGAAUUCCAACAAUCCUCCGAGCAACAAACCAAGUGUUGCUCCAUCAGAAGGUCCGAGGGAUUUGGGCAGGCUGGAGGAUAUUCUAGAAGCAUUGUUGCCGCUUUCAACAAAAGAAGCUAUGACAGAUUCGUCCCAUGCGCAAAACCUGGCAAUUGAGUGGCUAGCAUUUUCGGAUCCCGCACAACUCGAUCCUGGGGAUGAGAAUAUGAGCGAGCGCUAUCUGGUUGCACUCUUUUAUUAUGCCAUGCAAGGGGAUAAUUGGUUCACUUCUGAUAAUCAUCUCUCUGGACGGCCAGUGUGUGAUUGGAAAGGAAUUACAUGCACUACUACUUCACCUAGUGGGACAAAGGAAACAGUAAUAUCCAUUCAGCUUGAACGCAACAAUUUAUCAGGUUCCAUCCCCAAUGAGAUUGGCAGUUUUAGUUCCCUGCAGCGUCUGUACCUAACUGGGAAUCAAAUCCGGGGAAGCUUACCAGGUACGCUUGGGAACUGUACAAAUUUAUUUGAGCUUGGUCUUGGAGGCAACGCAAUUUCAUCCACAUUCCCAUCCGAAAUUGGUUUGCUGACAAACCUUGUGGAACUAGGAGUCGAAAGCAAUCAACUGUCAGGGGAACUUCCAGCUGCGAUCGGCAGCCUCAGUAGUCUGUCAUUUCUCAGUCUGUCGCGAAACAGAAUCACGGGCACUUUACCGAAGACAAUGGGAAAUCUUCGAAGCCUCGAGGCACUCCUAAUGCAGUCGUGCAAAGUGGAAGAGCUUCCUUCGGAAAUCAAGGAACUUACUCAGUUGAAGCAAGUGGACCUUGGAGACAAUCUGCUGUUCGGACCUAUCCCUUCGUGGCUUUCGAGUCUGUCCAGUUUGACGAGCUUGAAGCUCGAUUUCAACCAGCUAUCUUCAACCAUACCCUCUGAUUUCGGAAACUUUUUUAAUUUGGAGCGGCUAUGGCUAAACGAGAACAGUGAUAUUACGGGUGAUGUACCUUCAGAACUUGAUAACCUAUCGAAGCUUGAUGACCUGCAAUUGCACAAGACGUUCCUGACAGGUGGACUUGAAAGCGUAUUUUGUUCACGAAAUGGAUCUCUUCCGACAUCUUUGACCGCAGAUUGCAGAGGUGUAAAUCCAAGUAUACAAUGCACUUGUUGCACCACAUGUUACUAA